Poecile atricapillus (Black-capped chickadee) is the source of this 6654-nucleotide messenger RNA. RefSeq names its product F-box and leucine rich repeat protein 7 (gene FBXL7). The transcript has 4 exons. The record is from RefSeq and is a predicted model, not a curated record. Gene Ontology annotation, biological process: SCF-dependent proteasomal ubiquitin-dependent protein catabolic process. Gene Ontology annotation, molecular function: protein binding. NCBI's taxonomy places the organism in Eukaryota, Metazoa, Chordata, Aves, Passeriformes, Paridae. Gene Ontology annotation, cellular component: SCF ubiquitin ligase complex. Bases 606 to 2081 code for a protein of 491 amino acids.
UGGGCGCCGGGAGGAGGCGCCUGCCGCUAACAAAAGUCUGCGGCCGAGGCUCCCUUUCCUCCCGCCCCGGGCAACAAGUGGCUGGCCUGGCCUCCCGGGGGAGGCGGCAGCGGCGGCAGGGCUGCGAGGAGGAGGAGGAGGAAGGCGGAGCGGCGCUGAAAUAUCGGAGGAGCCGAGCGCCAGCCGCGGGGCGGUGGAGCCAGAGCCCGGAGGCCGUCCCGCCCGUCCUGCUUGUGGAUUAUAACUGGAGCCGCCUUCCUGGCCCGGACACCCCGGCUGGAAACCGGGGCGGGGAGGGAGCUCCGAUACAUCGCAUUUUUGAUUCUGUUUUAAAGCUUUUUUUUUUGUUUUGGUGUGGUGUUUUUUUGGUUUUGGUUUUUGGGUUUUUUUUUAUGUGAGGUGGGGAAGAGAGGGUGUCGGCCGCCCGAGAAGAAGCGGAGGAAGUUGCAAGGCUGCUUUGGACAUGUCGCCGUGAAAACUUUUGGGGGCUGUUCCCCCAGCGCUGGCCCAGGGCUGCAGUCGCUGAGCCGGGGCCGCUCGGCGCCCCGCGGCAGAGAUGCUGAGCGGCGGCGUGGGAAAGCGGCGACGAGCAUGAAGGCGGCAGGAUGGGCGCGAACAAUGGCAAGCAGUACGGCAGCGAGGGCAAGGGCAGCUCAAGCAUCUCAUCCGACGUGAGUUCAAGUACAGAUCACACACCCACCAAAGCCCAGAAGAAUGCAGCUACCAGUGAAGAUUCCGACCUGAGCAUGCGCACACUCAGCACACCCAGUCCAGCAUUAAUAUUUCCACCAAAUUCCCCUGGGUUCCAAAAUGGCAGAGGUUCGUCGACGUCUUCAUCCUCAGUCACUGGGGAAACUGUUGCCAUGGUCCAUUCGCCGCCUCCAACCCGUCUCACCCAUCCUCUCAUCCGGCUGGCAUCCAAGCACCAGAAGGAGCAGGCCAACAUAGACCGGCUGCCCGACCACUCCAUGAUCCAGAUCUUCUCCUUCCUGCCCACUAACCAGCUGUGCCGCUGUGCCCGCGUGUGCCGCCGCUGGUACAACCUGGCCUGGGACCCGCGGCUUUGGAGGACUAUUCGCCUGACUGGUGAGACAAUCAACGUAGACAGGGCUCUCAAAGUGCUGACCCGGAGGCUUUGCCAGGAUACUCCCAACGUAUGUCUCAUGUUGGAGACGGUAAUUGUUAGUGGCUGCAGGCGGCUCACAGACAGAGGACUCUACACCAUUGCCCAGUGCUGUCCAGAACUGCGGAGGCUGGAGGUGUCCGGCUGUUACAACAUCUCCAAUGAGGCGGUCUUUGAUGUUGUGUCACUGUGCCCAAACCUGGAACAUCUGGAUGUGUCAGGCUGCUCCAAAGUAACGUGCAUCAGUUUGACUCGCGAAGCCUCCAUCAAGCUGUCUCCCUUGCACGGGAAGCAAAUCUCCAUCCGCUACCUGGACAUGACAGACUGCUUCGUCCUGGAGGACGAAGGACUGCACACCAUUGCCGCCCACUGCACUCAGCUGACCCACCUGUACCUGCGCCGCUGCGUCCGCAUCACCGACGAGGGGCUGCGCUACCUGAUGAUUUACUGCACAUCCAUCAAGGAACUGAGCGUCAGCGACUGCCGCUUCGUCAGCGACUUCGGCAUGCGGGAGAUCGCCAAGCUGGAGUCGCGUCUCCGAUACCUGAGCAUCGCUCACUGCGGCCGCAUCACGGACGUGGGCAUCCGAUACAUAGCCAAAUACUGCAGCAAGCUGCGCUACCUCAACGCGCGGGGCUGCGAGGGCAUCACGGACCACGGCGUGGAGUACCUCGCCAAAAAUUGCACAAAACUCAAAUCGCUGGACAUCGGCAAGUGCCCGCUGGUCUCAGACACCGGCCUGGAGUUUCUAGCCCUCAACUGCUUCAACCUAAAGCGCCUGAGCCUGAAAUCCUGCGAGAGCAUCACUGGGCAGGGCCUGCAGAUUGUGGCUGCCAACUGUUUUGACCUGCAGAUGUUGAACGUGCAGGACUGCGAAGUCUCUGUGGAUGCUCUGCGAUUUGUUAAACGACAUUGCAAGCGCUGUAUUAUAGAGCACACCAACCCUGCUUUCUUCUGAGGGGACACCCUACACCUGUCAUUGCAAUGCAGUAUUAAAAACACUGAUGUAUAAACACACGCUCCCAUAUUCAGUAAUGCUCUCUUUUCUGUCGCUCACGGGAGUCCAUUUUUCUUGUACCUUAUGGGUGAGGGGGUGUUUCUAGAGGACUAUUUCGUUCGCUUUUUGUAUGAUCACUUUUUAAGGUGCUGUGGGUCUCUGUGGAGAGGCUGCCUUAAUGCAAAAGCAAUGAGUGCUCAACAUCCCCGGUGGGGUGUCAUUUCCAUAAGAGCCAUGAUCUUGUCCCAGGCUACAGUAGCUGCCUCCAAAGGAAAUAGCACAUAAUCCCUCCUUUGGAGAUUCUACUAAGCUGUGUCAAAUACAUCUGAAUUCUAGCUGUGCUCAUAAAGCUGACUAUGCAAUAUUGUGUCUGUGUUCCCCAAGUCUUUCCAAUAUGGCUGAUAAAUCAUCCUCUUGUCUCCAAGAAGUAUCUUUUUGGUAGUCAUCCAUCGUAAUCCCUCAGGAAAUACUGGGUAAUAUUCUUAAACAUACUCAUUUGAGGCAGAGUAAGACCUUCUGGCCAUCGCUGAGCACUUCUGUGGAGUGAAUCUGGAGAUUGUGCCCAUGCAUGGAUUCUCUUGGGAAGCCAACCUCCAGGUUACUUGUGCAUCAUCACUACUUGCCUUCAUUUCUAAAUUUGUCCUCUCCUGCAUAUGUAGUACCACCCUCUGGUAGUAGAUAGGGACUUCUGUCUCUGAUAAGCAGGGAUGUAUUCACCUGAGUGAAGGAGAACAAAUGAGAUCUUGGUGGCCUAGAAAAAGGAAAAGCCAGCAAGCCAGCCUGAGAAGCUGCUGUAAUUCUGCAACAAGCUGAGAUAGUACUGUAGGACAGCAGAGAGGCUCUGAGGCAUUGUGGAGCAACUUGCACAGGGCAGUCCAAAUAGCUGUGUGGCGUGGCUGAAACCAGAAAGUCUGGUUUUAUCCCUUUGCUGUAGCUCUUCAGCAGCUGUGGCACCACUGUAGUGAAUGCUCCCUGAGCAAACUAGGCUUGCAUUUGAGGUGAAGUUAGUAUGUGCCUUAAUACACUUGGAAACCUGACCCUUUUCUGUGGCCUUCCAGUUCAAAGGAUAGAUGGCUGAUCUCAAGAUUUCAAAGACAUUAGCCUCAUGUUAGAUAACACCCCUGGGGACAGAGGGGAUUGGGGUGUUAUUCACAUUAGAUUUAAUUUUUUUGAGACUUUGGCUCUGUGUCUUCCCUUAGGCUAGAGAUUCAGCUGCGUUCAACAAAGAAUUAAACAGCACAGUUGCCCCGUGACACUGGGAGCUCCUGGUACUCUCAAGGUCAGUCUUGCUCUUGCAUGAGCAGGGGUGUUUUGGAAGUCCCUCAUCUCAUUGGCUCCUUCCCCAGAGUGUGUGGUUGAUUCAUGGUUACUUUCUUAAUAAUUUUUUGGCAGCUGUUCCUCUGCAUUUUCACAUGUAAUGCUCAGAUCUGAAAGCCAGACACGUGAGGGGUGAUGAGAUUUUCAGGCAGGCCCCCUGUGCCUGACUGACAGGUGAAUUCAUAUGUUCAGCUCAAAUCCUAUAAGUGUCUCAUAAGAAGGGAAGCACUGUGUCUGGUUUUCAUAAGCAGUAGUUCCAUCAUCUCCAGACAACACUAAUAAAAUCAGUGGUAUGAAGUGAAAAUCAAUAUGCUCAAGAAAAACACGUAACUGCUGAGGAAAUACUUAUAACAAUGCUCUCUCAAAUUGCAGGAAAAAAAGGGGGAAAAAAAGGGCAAUAUGGUUUAUGUCCCUGGAGAGGGAACUUGUUGUACUGCUGCAAAAAUUCCUGUAACUCAUGUAUAUUCCUCCAAUUUUGGAUUUUUUAAUAUACAGGAUGGCAUCAGUUCUGAAUUAUAAAUUAAGCUGUACUGAAGUUAAGAGGGCCAGGGAAAAUGAACUUGACAUUGCUACUGUUACUGAUCAGUGACUAACAUGAAAUGAUACCAUCCCUUGGAUGGUUAAUUUCAUUUUGGUUUUCCUUUCCAUAUUUCUAAAAUUAGAGAUUCUUCUCCAGCAAGUAAUACAAUAUAUUUUAUCCGAGCCAGCUAUACUCUCUGUUUAUCCUUUAUCUAAAAAUGGCCUCAAAGAAUUUAAAUGUUGAGCCCUGAGAAUGGUGGGAUUUUGAGCCAUUUGCACUCAUGAAAUAUAAGGCCUCACUAGUAACAUUUAAUUGUUUAUAAAAAAAAAAAAAGCGCUACUUUUCUGGCUAUGUUAAAUUGAGUGAAUAGUGCUACAUGGUUUUAAAAGUUUCUAAUGUUUAAAUUGGCCUGUACUGUACAAAUCUCACUAUAAAGCCUUAAUUUGCUACCAAGAAAUAAAGCAAUAUACUGGUAACUGAUGAGCAUGCAGCGUCAUUUGCACUAACUGAUCAACUGCUAGUGAAAAAGUAAAGUUUAAAUUCUUGUAAAACUCAAAAAAUUAGGUGGGUGAUUGAGCGUAUCAACCCAUCAGGAAGGUGAAUGACUAUUAAAAGAGGGAAAAAAAUUAUUAUGGAUUAUGACCUCACCUAUCUCUCUCUAAAAUUUGAUUUUCCUCAUGUGGUUCUUUUUGACCCUGAAGCAUAAUCAGAAACUGGAAGUGUAGGUAAAAGAAAAUAAAACACAUUAAUAAAAGUUGUAUAAAAAUUUCAGGAGGGCCUCUGCAUUGGUUUAAAGGCAUGUUAACAUAUUCGAUAAGUAAAAUGGAACGACUGAAAGGGUAGAGCACUUGCUGGAGCAGUGUUAUCUUUUGAAUGCUCUAGAAAGCCUUUUCUGGGGGGCACUGUUGGAAAGUUAAUAAAGGUAAUUUUUCUAAGCCAAAUGUUUUUAAGUACAUAGUCUUACGUGAUCUGAGUUGGUACUCUGAGACUGCUACUUAUUUCAAGAAAAUUUGAACUUAACUUAUUGAUGCAGCUUGCCUGAUUUGACUUUUAACCUUUUUUCCUAUGUCUACUUCCAAAAUGACAGAACCAGAAAAUAAUGGAAAAAGCUGCACUGGAAAAAACUGAAAUAGUGCAUGUGGAGUUGAAUUUUCUGGAAAGAUUGCAAUGUGUGACUGAUGUGUCUUCUAGUUUAGGGUUAGCAAAGACUAAAUUUCCUGAGUGAAAACAUAGGUGAUUCUUGAACCAUAAAAUUCAUGCUCAAGUGCUGAGGCUUCCUCUGCUCUGCAAUAGCAUAUGGUGAUCUCAUCAAAGAAAGGCAGCAAUGAAUCACAUCAGUCAGGCUGGCAUGUUGUUUAUGUCUUUGGAAUCAUUUGUGUCCUCUAGAGAGGGGUCUCUUAGAAAAGGCACAUCUAAACUACCAUGCGCUGUGAUUAUAGCCAAAACUCUGUGUCUAGGUAUUCAUCCUUCCCUUGGCUUUUGUAAAAAGUAGAACUGUAUUUUUCCUAUUAGCAGCAUGAAACUGAUGCGAAGUGCAACACUUUUGCCUCCUUGAGCUGUGCUCGUCUGGCUUCCUACAGAAUGCAAAACAGCUUCUGUUGGAUGUCCUGAACUCAGAACCAUGGUUCAGAUGGAAAACUUCAGUAGUGGCUUAUGCGGUUUCUCAAAACUUCUAGACUUUGAACUGAAAAAUUAAAAAGCUAGUAAAAUAUCUAAUUUUAGCACUAGGCUUGAAGCAGGUCCAAACUCUUACUAAAAAGAAACACAGUGAUUAUUUGGACUGCAGGCAGGCUGCCCCUCAGCUGCCAGUGUUAGUUUAGAGGGGAAAAGUUCUCUGACAGAGUUGGUGCAUGGCUCUUCUUCCCCCAGCAUUCCCCAGGAAAGUAACCUACCUUCAGUUUUUUGGUAAUUUUGUCAGUUUAGCUAUUCAUGCUGAAACUUCCCAUGCUGGGCUUUGAAAAUGUUAGUUGAAAUGGUUCAUCUGGUUCUGUAAAUAAAGCUGGAGGAAAUGUCAUCUUGUUCAUGUUAAACUCCAGGUGACCUUUCCUUUGAGAAUGGUCCAUUGCUCUUCAUCUCUAAGGCCUUCAGAGUGAAAGUGUGAGCCUUGCCAGGAGGUCAAUUUUGGGACAAGGAUGUGUCUUCCUGAUCUCCCAGUAAGUUUCACCUAAAUUUAGCUGCAUUACAUGUCUUUGAACAUCUCAAACUCUGUAACCAGGGAGAAAAGGAACAUGCUCAGAUCUUUUGGAGCUUGUAGUCUGGGAAGGCUGAGGUUUGGCAAAGCUAAGAGGCGUUUAUCACUCUGGCAGUGUGAAGGAGGAAAUGACCUGAAUUAUAUGGAAGCUGCCUGGAAAGUCAAGGCAGGGUUGAAAGAUGGGGUUUUGAGAACUGGAACAAGAAGGACAAGGAGAUUUCCUGGGCAGGGGGGACUGGGACUGAGAUGACAAGAAUUUGAAUGAUUUUCAGCAAAGAAACUGGGACUGGGGAUUAAGAGAGAUGGGUUUGUAUGACUGGUUUAGCAGGGAGAGUUGGGCCAAAGGAAGUAAACAGUAAAGAAUGAAGUUUAGGGUAGGAAAAGAAACAUGAAGAAAGUUAAUUGAACUUCAUUUAAAUACAGUACACUCCCUUGGCACAGGCUCUACAAGCUGUUUAGCUCUUUCAGUGAGGAUGUGUCAAGUUUGAAACUAAAAAUAAAGUAGU